Messenger RNA from Schistocerca piceifrons (Central American locust), 2036 nucleotides. RefSeq names its product prostaglandin reductase 1-like. The coding region runs from base 919 to 1920 and encodes 333 amino acids. The record is from RefSeq and is a predicted model, not a curated record. Gene Ontology annotation, cellular component: cytoplasm. Gene Ontology annotation, biological process: prostaglandin metabolic process. The transcript is spliced from 3 exons. Gene Ontology annotation, molecular function: 15-oxoprostaglandin 13-reductase [NAD(P)+] activity; 2-alkenal reductase [NAD(P)H] activity. Lineage: Eukaryota; Metazoa; Arthropoda; Insecta; Orthoptera; Acrididae.
CUUGCACACGAUAGAGUAGCAUGGACAGCUGCAUCAAACCAGUCUCUGGACUGAAGACCACAACAACAACAACAACAAACUGAUGAAGUGGCUCCUAGGCAAGAAAAUCGGUCGUUAAAUAAAAUAUUUGCAAAGGACACUCAAGCGGUCGUUAUUCAACAUGACUACUUCUGGCUGCGGUUGAUCCUCAUUACAAGGUAGGUUCGACAGCACUUACAUAUGUAAGGGCCGGGUGAGCUGACAUGCAAAUGCCCAUGGUUUCACGCACCUGACCUAUUGCAGUGCUGCUGAAGUUCCCUGGAAUAUUGAUAACACCGCUGAUUGCCGAUCGAUUGGUCGUGCAAACUUACAGAGGCUGACAAUGAUGGUCUAAUGUUGUGACAGCUGGCCACCGUCUCUACAGAUAGUAGCCAACUCGUGGAGGUAACUCACUUGGUGCCAAACCGUCAUUGCAGCCUUUACUAGUUAAUAAUAAACAGACAUAUGAAUGAAUGUUUUUCUUUAUUUGCAAGGUAAUGAUUAAUCUGUGUAUUUAAUGAGCAGAACAUAACGGUGAAUCGGAAGUACGUGGGCCUCACCAAUUAUCUAAGGAAGACUGUGACCAUCAUUCACUUGGUGGAAUCUUACAACAGAAACAAUCUCGACUAUACGUUUCCAGAAGUUACACAGGCCGCCGUGUUGCUGAUGCGCAUACAGAGAUAAGUGGACUCACCUAGGCAGGCGGUGUGUGCGUGACUACCGACUUAUCUGCACUCAGGUGCAGGACGUUAUCGUCUUAUCGCAGCAGACGCGGGCAUAAAUAACUGGGCAGCAGCUGGCGAGCGAGUACUUCACGCAACACGACACCGCACUGCUAGUCGGUUAACAGCUCCUUGACAUCGUCGUUAUUCGUACUGCAGACGCCAGAAGCCGUCAAUCAUGGUGAAUGGUCGGAAAAUCGUCAUCACGAGCCCCUUCAAAGGAGAGCCAAAAAUUACUGACUUCAAAAUCGAGACCGAAGAACUCCCAGCGUUGCAGGAUGGCCAAAUACUGUGCGAGGCAGAAUACAUCAGCGUGGACCCAUACCAGCGGGCGUACUCCCAGAGGCAUAAGGUCGGCGCCACCAUGUUAGGAUCACAGGUGUCGCGGAUAGUGGAGAGCCGGUCACCGGACUAUCCAGUAGGACGCCAUGUCGUCGGCUACUGGGGCUGGUGCGACCGCACAGUGGUGAACCCAGCAGCGAAGGGUGGUGAAAUUCUGCCACCGAUGCUGGUGCAGAACUACGGAGACCUGCCGCUGUCUCUGUCGCUGGGAGUGUUGGGCAUGCCUGGAGCUACAGCCUACUUCGGACUGCUGGACAUCUGCGACCCUAAGCCUGGCGAGACGGUGGUCGUCAGUGGCGCGGCAGGAGCUGUAGGGUCCAUUGUCGGGCAGAUAGCUCGCAUCAAGGGCUGCAAGGUCAUCGGCAUAGCAGGCUCUGACGUAAAGGUCAAGUGGCUGAAGGAGGAGCUAGGGUUCGACCAUGCCUUCAACUACAAGACGGUGAACGUGGACAAGGCGCUGAAGGAGGCUGCCCCAAAUGGCGUCGACGUCUACUUCGACAACGUGGGAGGCGAACAGAGCAGUGCGGUGAUUGCCAACAUGAAGCACCGCGGCCGCAUCUCCGUGUGUGGCUGCAUCUCGUCCUACAACGAGUCGAAGGUGCCCCUGGCGCCCGUCAUACAGAGGUACAUGGUGGGGAAGGAGCUCAAGAUGGAGGGGUUCUUUGUGGGGCGCUGGUUGGACAGCUGGGACCAGGCGUUCAAGGAGAUGGCGCAGUGGAUCAAAGAGGGCAAACUCAAGUACAAGGAGACCGUUACGGAAGGCUUCCAGAACACGCCGAAAGCUUUCAUUGGCAUGCUCAGGGGCGAGAACUUGGGCAAAGCGGUUGUCAAAGUGUGAGUUGAUUUUCACGCUUGAUAAAUGCUCCUCGCUCCAUUGAAGAUAUGAAGGACUCUGGUGAUUCAACGAACUGAAAUAGUACGUGUUAAAUCAUCAGCAAAAAGAAUAGAAUUUGC